Anastrepha obliqua is the source of this 1151-nucleotide messenger RNA. RefSeq lists its product as uncharacterized. NCBI's taxonomy places the organism in Eukaryota, Metazoa, Arthropoda, Insecta, Diptera, Tephritidae. The transcript has 4 exons. The record is from RefSeq and is a predicted model, not a curated record. The coding region runs from base 372 to 1148 and encodes 258 amino acids.
UGAAGAAAAACCUCUCAAAGCAAUAUUGUCAAAGCUGAUUGUUAAUUUUGCAGGUCAUCUGCCAUUUGUGAAUGGGUAGAUUAAUUUGGUGGAUUUAUAGGAGAUUAAUGCAUAUGUGAACGUAUUAUUGGGAUGCCUGCAUUUAAAAAUUAAAUCCAAUGAUAAUGAAAAAACUAAACACAUAUGGCGCAGAGUAUCGAGUCACAAAACCUUGGAUAGUCGCAAAAUAACACUCAUUAUCGAUAUAAUCGGCGAUAGCCCCACAGCUUUAUUAAUCACCAUCACUAAUUUGUCUCGCACAGGAAAGCUUCUGCUUUGAUUGUAAACAUCCUUUGUUUUUUAUUUAAAAAUUUAAAAAAAUUUGUAUUGAAAUGGGUAGACGUAAAACAAAUUUGUCCCGAUCCUCAAGAAAUGCACGGGCGACCGCCCUUUACAGAGCGAGAAAGGCUAAAAAAGCAAUUUCUAUCGAAGUGGAACCUUCACAGGAUUGCCGAGCACCACAAUCUAAAAUUAGAGCUGCAUCUGAGUUUACUUCUUAUAAAGGAAGAAAAUAUGGUAAAACCCGCAAAAAAUGGACAAACGAAGAGAAUCAACUUUUAUUGGACUAUUUGUUGGAAAACAAUGAUAUUGAAAAACCUACCGCCCAUCUGUACUAUGCUAAUUUUUUAAAUAAAACCAAAAUUGACGCCCACCCUAAUAUGAUGUGUGGAAAAGUACGGCAUAUGAAAAAGACAUACCUGAUGGCCGAACAGUGGCUAAGAACAGAAGUCAACAAAGUAGAUAUUGACUGCCCAAUAAUAAAAGAGAAAUUGCAUAAAAUUUGUCCAUACUACAACCGGCUUUCCCAGAUCUUUCCAAUUAACGAUUCAGACACAGCAGUCUCAUAUGCUGAAGGCGAUUUUCGGUAUAAUGAAAAUAAGACGGCCAAGAUAUUUGAUGAUUUUGCGGAAAGUAAUUCUACGUUACCAGAUGAUCGAUACUCCUGGAGUGAAGACCUGAUGGUAAAAUCAGAGAUUAUAGAUGAUGAAGCAGCUAAUUUGGUAAAAUCAGAGAUUAUCUUUGAUGAAGAGGCAGCUACUGUGAUAAAGUCAGAGAUUAUCUUUGAUGAAGAAGAAGGUAUUGAAAAAGCACAUUGGCUGGUCCCGUAGAAA